This is a messenger RNA of Trichoderma reesei QM6a, 741 nucleotides long. RefSeq lists its product as uncharacterized. Gene Ontology annotation, molecular function: protein binding. Lineage: Eukaryota; Fungi; Ascomycota; Sordariomycetes; Hypocreales; Hypocreaceae. The transcript has 3 exons. Bases 1 to 741 code for a protein of 246 amino acids. The record is from RefSeq and is a predicted model, not a curated record.
AUGGAGGCCGCAGACGACGUCGACGCCGAGGCAGACCCCGUCGAGGAGCGCAAGACGUUUGCCAGCAGCCUGAUGAGCCCCGUCGUGACGCUCAUGGUCGGCAAGGAGGAGCCCACGCUGCUGCAGGCGCACCAGGCGUUCCUCGUCAGGAGCCCGUACUUUGAGGACAUCUGCAGCAAGUUUGCCGAAGACGGUAGCCCUCGCCAUAUCGAGCUCCCCGACGAGGACUUUGACGCCGUCGGCUGCUUCCUCGAGUUCCUCUACACGGGCGAGUACUUCCCGCGCAAGAUUGCCGGCCAGCGGACGCUCGAGCACGACCCCUCGAUCCCGCCCAUCGACGACUCGGGCAUCCAGCUGCUCAAGCACGCAAAGAUCUACACGCUGGCGCAGAAAUGGGGCGUCGCCGCGCUGCAGACGCUGGCCGCCAACAAGAUCCACUGCAUCAACUCGACGGUCAAGGGCGAGAUCGAAUACGCGCGCUACGUCUAUGCCAACACCGCGCCCGACGACACCACCAUCCGCGCCCCCGUCGCCAACUUCUGGGCGACCCGGUCGCACAUGCUGCGGUCCGAGGCCGAGGACGAGUUCAAGGCAUUGUGCCUGGAGUUUCCCCAGUUCGGUUUCGAUAUUCUCACCCGUGUCCUGGACGACAAGCUCAAGAGAGAGCGCAACGAAAAGAUGCAUCCCUCCAGCGGCAGCGUCCGCAAGCGCCCUCGCCACAGCAGCGCCACCGGUGCCUAA